AUGGAGGGAACUUCAUCCGCAUCUUCAUCUUCGACUUUUCCCUCUACUGCUGAAGAUCAUGUUUUGGUUGACGAUUUGUACUUUUCAGCACUCCACGAUGCUGAAGAGAUAUUUCCAAUCUCGGAUGACAAAUAUGCUGAAGAGCUACAACUACAAGAAGUCCUCUAUUCCUCAACAUUGUCAAGUGCUAGAGUAGAAAACGAAGUUGUUCAAGUGGAUAUAGAUGACGACGACGACGACGACAUCCCUUUGAGAAUCCUCAAGGGGAAAAAUAAAGUGACCAGUGAAUCUUCUCAUGCCUACUGUGGUAUUUGUAUGGAUGCUAAACCUGGAGAAGAAAUGUUCAGGAACCAAAACUGUUUCCACUUUUUUUGCGACGAUUGCGUUGGAAGAUAUGUAGCUGCAAAGAUUCAGGAAAAUAUAACAAUGGUGAAAUGUCCUGAACCAAAAUGCAAAGGGGUUCUGGAGCCACAGAACUGUCGUUCGAUUAUCCCCAAAGAAGUGUUUGACAGAUGGGAAAAUGCUCUUUGUGAGAAUGUGGUGCUUGGAACACAAAAGUUUUACUGUCCUUUUAAAGAUUGCUCUACUAUGUUGAUUGAUGAUGGAGAUGAAAUUAUAACCGUUUCUGAAUGUCCACAUUGUAGCAGACUGUUUUGUGCACAGUGCAAGGUUUCAUGGCAUUCAGGAUUGGAUUGCAGUGAGUUUCAGAGUUUGAAGAAGGAUGAGAGAGGGAAGGAAGAUCUGCAGGUAGUGGAACUUGCUAAGAACAAAAGUUGGAGAAGAUGUCCAAAAUGCAAUUUUUACGUAGAAAAAAUUGAUGGAUGUACUCACAUUUCUUGCAGGGCAAACAAUGGAAGAACAGCAAACACAAGGAGGGGGAAGAUUGAAAUCAAAGAAGUUGAACAGAGAAACAGGCAAUGCGUCACUUUUUCCAAACGCAAACUAGGGCUUUGCAACAAACUCACUGAACUCUCUCUUCUAUGCAACGCAGAAACCGCUUUGAUCAUCACCUCCCAAAACGGCAACGUCUAUUCGUGCGGCUACCCCAACGCUGACGCCGUCCUCCGCCGGUACAUCACCGGAGGGCCACCGCAGCUGUGCAGCGGUGCAAACGACAAGGAGAAGGAGGAGUUUCUUGAAAAGCAAAGGCUGGAAUAUGAGAGCGUUCAGGAAAAGUUGAAAGAAAAGCAGAAGCAGUUGAAAGAGACGAAAGAGACUCAAAAGAAUAGUUUUUGCUUUCCUCCUUGGUGGAAUCUCCCCUCUGAGGAUAUGGGUUUGGAGGAUCUUGAACAGUUUAAGACCUCCUUGGAAAGUUUGAAGUUUAACCUCAUCGAAGCGUUGCAAGAGAAGAAGUUACAGAAGAACUUACCUUCACUUCCACCAAUACCAUAUGCUAUGGUUCCAUCGCCACAGUUCCCAAACAUGUCGAACUUGACUCAACUCUGCAGUGGAAAUCAAGUUGAAAAUGAUGGGAACAGUAAUGUUGCAAAAAAAACUGGUACAACUAAAAAGUUUUGUGCACAUUGUUUUGGGAACACAAGACCACAUGUUAUGGUGCACAAUGGUUGGUGUGUAAAUGGGGGUAGAGGGUAA
Sphenostylis stenocarpa is the source of this 1593-nucleotide messenger RNA. NCBI's taxonomy places the organism in Eukaryota, Viridiplantae, Streptophyta, Magnoliopsida, Fabales, Fabaceae. The record is from the annotation of a GenBank genome assembly.